This is a messenger RNA of Nanorana parkeri, 749 nucleotides long. RefSeq names its product sorting nexin 10 (gene SNX10). The record is from RefSeq and is a predicted model, not a curated record. Gene Ontology annotation, molecular function: phosphatidylinositol binding. The transcript is spliced from 7 exons. Gene Ontology annotation, biological process: intracellular protein transport. The coding region runs from base 70 to 693 and encodes 207 amino acids. NCBI's taxonomy places the organism in Eukaryota, Metazoa, Chordata, Amphibia, Anura, Dicroglossidae.
AGCAGUCAGCUGGAGGUGCUCGGGGAGGUUUGUCUAUCAGUUUUGCUUUUGGCUCUACUUUACUGAAUUAUGCUGUCGAAGGACAAGAAAGGGGAAUCCAUCUGUAUCUGGGUCCGAGACCCCCAAAUACAGAAAGAAGACUGGCAUUCUUAUCUGGAUUAUGAAAUCUGCAUUCACACAAACAGCAUGUGCUUUACAGUGAAAACCUCGCGAGUGAGAAGGAGAUUCCGAGAAUUUGUUUGGCUACGUCAGAAGCUUCAGAGUAAUGCCGUGUUAAUUGAUCUGCCAGAAUUGCCACCUAAAAUCCCAUUCUUCAACAUCAGUAACACACAGACUGUGGAACAGCGCGCCCGUGGCUUGCAAGAGUUCCUAAAUAAGGUGGUACAGUGCUCGCUAUUACUCUCGGACAGCCGACUCCACCUUUUCCUACAAACUCAGCUCACUCUGGAAGAAAUAGAAGCCUGUGCAUCCGGACAGACCGAAUACUCGGUGGCUGAAGCCAUCCACAAAUUUGCCAAAUCAAACCGGCGGUUUCCUGAGGAGGAGGAAGAACAAACAAGUUGUAACUUGGCUCCUGAGAGUUCCUCCGUGCUCGGACACCCAAAUGGCGCCUGUUUUCCACGAGGCUGCAAACCCAGCAGAGAACCUAGAGACACCUGGACUACUGUCUUGGCUCCAUCACCUUCAAAGUAGACUUCUGUUCCCCUGCCGUACAGACCCCGAAGUGCAAUUUUUUUUUGGGUUUACUG